UUCCUCGGAGUGACACUUCUUCACACAUACUGUAGACAGUACACUUCAGACCAAACACUGACAUGGAUUACGGUUACAGAAUACAUUUCAAAAAACAGUCACUGACCGUUUUUUGAGGCACUGUCGUUCUGCAGACAAUUUAAAGAUUGUACCACCCAAAGUCUCAACUGGCUGCGGAAGAGAAUGAGUUCAUUACUGCAUAGACGGGCGAGUAAUCUGGUUGGAUUUUGGAAGUGGAAGAAGAGAGCAGAUGUUUGUCUCUGCUCAUGCACACAAUUUAACUACAGGAAUGUUGUCUCUACUACACCAGAACCAGAUCAGAUUGAGAUUCACAAGAGAAAGAUGCUUCUAUGGUUCAGCCAUCUACCACAGGAGGAAAAGCAGUUUGGGGGUUACUUCAGCCCAGAGACAAUGCAUGUAGAUCCACUGAUCCUGGAGAAGCAUCCUGAGGAGAGAGCAGGACUCCUCGGCUCCCCACUCAAAAUCCAGGCUUCCUCCGGCAACUCUGUGGUUGUAGAGCAGCUCUUUGAGUUCAAUGGAGACCAGAGCGAGAACAGAGGAAUCAAUGUGCUGUUGUAUGGUGCUGUGGGUACAGGAAAAAGCACAAUUGUCCGAAAGCUUGUGCUAGAUUGGUGCGCUGGGACCACACUGACGCACUUCAAGCUGCUGAUUCCGUUCUCCUGUGAGGAUCUUGGUGAACUUACAAAGGCUGCAUCAUUGAGAGACCUGGUGACUAGGAAGUACCUCCAUUUGAAAAAACACCCUUUGCUCAGUGGGGAGGGAAAUCAGGCUAAGGAUGUUCUCUUCCUUUUUAAUGGGAUGGAAAAGAUGAAACUUGACUUCCGGAUUGGAUCCACAGAGCUAUGCAGUGACCCAAAUGAGGCUCUGUCUGCAAGUGCAGUUGUGGUCAACCUUCUCCGCAAGUACCUGCUCCCCGAGGCAAAUAUCCUGGUGACCACCAGGCUGUCUGCCUUGGACCGCAUCCCUCCAAAAUAUGUUAAUCGCUAUGCACAGAUUUGUGGUUUCAAUGACCCAAACCGCCAGCGUGCCUACUUCACCAGCCGCCUGCUGCAGCAAAGUGGGGAAUCCGCAAAAACACUUGAAGCUCAGGCUCUUGUAGAGCUGCUUUAUCUUAACCUUCAGAGGGAGAGCCAGUUGGCUGCAGCCUGUUUUCUGCCCUCCUACUGCUGGCUCACGUGUGCCACUUUACACUUCUUGCAUUUCACGGACGCAGCAGCACCAAUUCGCACUCUGACUGGCAUAUACACCAGUUUCCUUAGGCUCAACUUUGGAGGAGAAGUACUGGGCAAAACAACAGGGACAGUCGGGCCGAAUCAGGAUCAACAAAAUUCCUUGAUGUUGUAUGUUGUCCGGACAGUUGGCAAACUUGCCUAUGACGGUGUAACAUACAAACGCACUUCAUUCUCAGAAAAGGAGCUGGAGCAAUGGAUAGGAGGAAAGACCAAAACGGACGAGGAGUUACGUCAGCUGGCUGUGUUCAGAACUGACGUGCUUGACUUCUUCCUGGCUCCCUGUGUUGAAAGUUGCAAGCAUUUACCAGCAGAGCUUAGUGAACAAGAUGAGAGGCGAUACGUGUUUGCUGUUCCCGCCAUGCAAGAAUACCUGGCAGCACUCUAUGUGGUUCUAGGGGAGAAUAAAUCUGCUCUGGAGAAGCUGACCAAGCAGGUGUCUGUGGCAAUUGGUCAGGCAACUGAGGAUGUCAGUGCCAUUGUGAAUAUAUUUUCCAAGUUCAUCCCUCUCAGAAUAUUUGCAGUCUUUAAUCUACUUAAGCUUUUUCCAAAACUUUAUGAGAAAAUCAAAACAAAAAACAAGAGCAACAUUGCGAGGACAAUGGCCGCUGAGAUGUUCCGCAAGGAGGAUAGCCACAAUGAAGAUGUUCUUGAUCAAGUGGAGCAAAGCCUCCUGGGAGUACAUGGCCCACCUUCACAACAGCAGAGUGAGGCUCAGCCAUUUGAGCUCUACCCAAUCUUUAUGGGUGGACUGUUACAUUAUGGUAACCGGGUCCUUCUUCAGCAAAUUGGAUGUCACAUUAAGAGUUCCACUGUGGCUCAGAUUACACAAGCUCUUCGGAAUUACCUUGUCAGAGAAAUCAACAAACCACAGCCACCAGAGGAGUUGAUGGAUCUGUUGGUCCUACUGUAUGAAUUUCAAAAUCCCAGACUGACUGCAGAGGUCCUGGCUUCAAUCAGAACCAUUUGCCUCAACAAUAUACGCAUGACCUCACUCAAAUGCUUUGUGUUGGGUUCUGUGCUCUCGUGUGCCCCUUCAAGUUAUCAACUGGAAGAGUUGGAUCUCUCCUCCUGUCUCCUAACUAAGGAUAUGCUCAAAAUGUUGUGGCCUGCCUUUAAACAUACCAGAAACCUCAAGUAAGACAUACACCCUUUAUUUUACUUUUUUGUUGUUUGCGGUGAAGGUCUUGAUUUAGCUGGUUGAGAAGUAUUUGUGCAUGCACACUAACGAGGUGCAUGAUAAGCAGAAUUAUGAUUCAUUAAAAAAAGGGGAACAUCCAUAGACAAAAACAUGGUGUCGAUUGUAAGGGCCUGGUUCAUUGCUAUUUGCGCCAAAUGUUUUGCAAACAUUCCUUGAGGAGGGAAAAAAAACACCCAUCUUUAA
Molecule: messenger RNA, 2634 nt
Organism: Nerophis ophidion (straightnose pipefish)
Lineage: Eukaryota; Metazoa; Chordata; Actinopteri; Syngnathiformes; Syngnathidae
Product: NLR family member X1-like
Exons: 8
Coding region: 184-2391 (735 amino acids)
Biological process (GO): negative regulation of canonical NF-kappaB signal transduction
Cellular component (GO): mitochondrion
Source: RefSeq, a predicted model, not a curated record